ACAGUAUAGACAAUCUUUGGUGUGCCGUCGUCACCUGAUACCAUAGCAACCGGCAGGUGUUGGUGUCGAUACAAAGGAGCUGCUUCAGAGGCUGACCAGAUUGUGCGCCAAUCGGCUUAAACUGUUGUGAUGGGAACUCGGAUUCAGCAGCUUUCUCAGCCUAAGCAGAACCAUCUCAGAUAUCCGGACCGUCGCUCUGUUUACUGGCUAGAUAAAAUGCCACCGGAGAAGACAGAAUCCACCACCAAAAUUGAGUUGACUUCUCGUUGGUCUGACUUGACCAGAAGUAAAAGUUUCUACACUCAAGUCCCACUCUCUCCCAUAUGGGAGGUCAGCAAAUGGGCCCUGAGGGCCGUCCCAUCUGAACGAUUAUGUAAAUUGGCUCAACCUCGGCCCCCAGCAGCAGAGUGGCAGCCAAGCCGCCCUCUGCCAACACAUUUGAGUAGAGGGACACAGACAGCAGUUGCAUCUUCCCGGAUUUGCCAGCUCGCCCAGCCAAAAAGGCGACAGCUUCGAGCGGUAUCUAGCUGCAGAGCUGAACCUCGACCUAUGACCCAGUUGGUUUCAAGAACGUCGGCCCACAUAGAGCUACUAGCCACUCCAAAGCAUGACCACCCCAAGUAUGAGGGAGAGCGUCCAGUAUACUGGCCAGUUUCCAGAGCAGCCAGAAAUCACGUAGCCAGCCAGAGACUUUGUGAACUGUCCUCCCCCAAAAGGAGGAAAGCACUGUUUGAGGGGUACAACCCAUACGGUGUUAGCCGGGCAGCUCGCUCUGCUAACCCCUCUUCUCGGAUACAGGAGCUCUGUUUACCUCUUCCUCGAAAAUGUAGUUCAAGGGAAUGACUCCCAUGCUUUGAAGUCCCUAGAGAGGUGUUCAUUGUUCUCAGUUUCCUGGUUCUGUCUGUUGCCCAAGUUAUAAUCCUUGUGUUUAUAGUAGGUUGAUUGUUAGCUCAUCAAACAUUGUGAUGGUUAUACAAUUGUCUUAAUGCUUUAGAUAGUUACCUUAUGUGAAGAUUCUUAGUUGCUGGUGAAAUAUUUUCAUCUUUUCUACAAUUACAGGUAAAACACUUUUUA
Molecule: messenger RNA, 1074 nt
Organism: Fundulus heteroclitus (mummichog)
Lineage: Eukaryota; Metazoa; Chordata; Actinopteri; Cyprinodontiformes; Fundulidae
Gene: spmap2
Product: theg spermatid protein
Exons: 7
Coding region: 130-843 (237 amino acids)
Biological process (GO): spermatogenesis
Source: RefSeq, a predicted model, not a curated record